ACGGCUGGGUGUAAGCACGGCGUCCAGAGGCACACAAAGACAGACCGACAGAAAGGUGUCUGGGAACAGCAGUGACUGAGUGGGCCAGACGGAUCAUUUUUCCUGGGUUGGCAGAUUAUGCAACAUGGCUAAGGGCACCGCGAGCGUGAGGGAGAGGCCCGACAGAAAAGCUUUUGUCAGCAGCAUCUCCAUCGGGCGUCCCCACCCCCAUCCUCGCCCCACCGGUCCGCCAUCAACCGCGGCACACCCGGCCUGAGCCCGCCCCUCGGCACGCCCUCCGAGGCCUCGCUUCAGGCGGCUACUUCUCUGCUCUUUUUCAGUCGCUACUCCCCUUACGAGCCCACCCGAAAAAAGGUGCGACUGCCCAGACGUGAGAACAAACAAGCUUUUUUUUCCUCUGGCCUGAAGAGAUCCAACGUGGCCGAUAACUCCGAGCCGGAAGCGGAAGUGACGUCAUGCCAACUGCCCCCCCCCUUUUCUCGGGGCUCCGAGACCUUCUCGGCGCUUGUCCGGGUGCUCUCCACUCUGCUCCGGGAGGAUUCGGUGAGCGGGUGCGGGGUCCGGCACCGGGAGGGAGAAGACUAGAAAGAAUAGACUUUCCGCCAUUGGCAUCACAUUGAGACGCUGCAUCUUCCGAUCUCGGACGGGGCGAUUCUGUCUGCUGCAGCCGAGCUCUGGCCAAAAGGCCUUCUUUCAAGAGAGCCUAUCUACAUCUAUGAAGAAAACACAGAGGUAGAAGGGACAGUGACUGACAACCAGGCAAACUGUUACCAGGAUUCAGUGACCUUCGAUGAUGUGGCUGUGGAAUUUACCCAAGAUGAGUGGACUUUACUGGACCUGACUCAGAGAAAUCUAUACAGAGAGGUGAUGCUGGAGAACUACGAAAAUUUGACCUCAGUAGGAUGUCAGUUCUUCAUUCCUAGUCCGACCCCCUGGUUAAAACAAGAAGAAGAGUUGGAGACGGUGGAAAUUACAGUUCCUCAACAGUUGGAAUUACAACCUGAUGAUUCAGAGCUUCCGAAUUAUUUUAAGAUGCCAAGUUCCAGUGCAAUAGAAAUGGUAGAUGAUUCAUCCCUUCCUCAACAGUCAGGAAACCACAGUGAAGGGAACUUGUGUGACUCUAAGCCAUGUGGAGAAGUGUUGGGUGAACAAUUAUGCCUUAACCCAGAGGUCAGCAUGCAGAGCCAAGGAUACAGUUCUGAGUGUAACUGGUAUGGGAAAGACAUUCUUUCUUUGCUCAAGGAAACCUCUACUGGACAGAACAUUUCUGAGCUUAAUCAGUGUGGAAAAAUCUUCAGUCUGACGCCAAACAUCAUAUACCCGAGCACUAGUACAAAUGAGAAACCCUUUGAAUGCGCAGACUAUGAGACAGUCUUUUUUAAUCAGUCAUACUUUCAGGCAGAUAUGAGGCCUCAGAAUGGAGGAGAACCAUUUGACUGGAAUAAAUAUGGGAAUGGUUUUAUUCAUCCCACAAGCUUUGCUAUGCAUCUUCCAAUUCUCAAUGCAAGAACCCCCUACAAAUUUGAGGAAUGUGGAAAGGAUUUUCAAUAUUUUGCAUGCCUUAAUAAUCCCAUGGGAAUGUGCACUGGAGAAAAAUUCUGUGACUGCAAGGAAUGUUGGAAAGCCUUCACGGUUUCCUCACACCUAACUCAAUAUGUCUCAAUACAUACUGAAGAAAAAUCCAAAGUGUGUAAGAUAUGUGGGAAGUCCUUUGCUAAUUUUUCUCGACUUUCUGCACAUGUAAAAACUCAUAAUGAAGAAAAGCCCUUUGUAUGCAAGGAGUGUGGAAAGGCUUUUAAAAAUAUGUCAUACCUUAAUGAUCACGUUAGAAUUCACACUGGAAUAAAAUCAUACAAAUGUAUGGAAUGUGGGAAAGCCUUCCUUCGAUGGUCAGGCCUUACUGAACACAUAAGAGUUCACACUGGGGAAAAGCCUUACGAGUGUAAGGAGUGUGGAAAAACCUUUUCUAGAUCUACUCAGCUUACUGAACAUAUACGAACACACACUGGAAUCAAACCUUAUGAAUGUAAGGAGUGUGGGAAAGCCUUCACUCAGUACUCGGGCCUUGCCACACAUGUACGAAUUCAUAGUGGAGAGAAGCCCUUUGAAUGUAAGGAGUGUGGGAAGGCCUUUACCAGGACCUCUGGCCUGAUUCAUCAUGUGAGAACUCACACAGGAGAGAAGCCUUUUGAAUGUGUCCAUUGUGGGAAAACCUUCAUAACUUCCUCCCAUCGCACAAAACAUCUGAAAAUUCACAGUGGCGAAAAGCCCUUUGUGUGUAAUGUAUGUGGGAAAGCGUUCAUAUAUUCCACAUCCCUUAACAUUCACAUGCGAACCCACACUGGAGAGAAGCCCUAUAUAUGUAAGCAGUGUGGGAAAGCAUUUGCUGUUUACUCACGUCUAAGGAAACAUAGCAGAGUUCACACUGAAGAGAAGCCCUAUCAAUGUGAGGGUGUGAGUGUUGCUAUUUAGCCCAUCUGUUGCCACCUUUAAAUACUGACAGUGACACCAAAGAUCAUCAAGUUAGUCUUAGCUGCUUUGUGUGGGUUAUAAUGGCUCACACUGACCUUAGACACUAUCCUAUUUUUAUGAAAAUAGGAUUAUUUAGGUGCCCCCUCAAACUUUUCUUCUUUUGGGCAGUUUUGAGGAUUGACCUAGAAUAUUACACAUGCUAGGCAAGCACUCAAUCACUGAGCUACAUCCCUGGAACCUUUUCAUGAAUAUCUGAAUCUGAGUAUUUGUGGGUCAUAAAUGAGGCCAGUAUACAAGAUGACCUCAUUCUGAUGCUUGACUCUUAGUGAUUAUAACAUUUCUAAAUGCUAUGAAAUAAUGAAACAGAUUUGAUCCUUUUGUGGGUUAGUGGCUGUCAGUGUGUCUUUUUAAUGUGAAAAUUCACAAGCCAAGGUAAUAUUAUAGGACAAGUGUGUAAUGUGGAAAGACACAAUCCAGGCAACUACCCUGACCCCACUGAGUCCAAUAAGCAUACCAAGAAAUAGUCCUUAUCCGUUCUUAGUAACCAGUCCAUUUACAGAUAUUAUUCCUGUGUUCCUU
Myodes glareolus (Bank vole) is the source of this 3051-nucleotide messenger RNA. RefSeq lists its product as uncharacterized. Gene Ontology annotation, biological process: regulation of transcription by RNA polymerase II. The record is from RefSeq and is a predicted model, not a curated record. NCBI's taxonomy places the organism in Eukaryota, Metazoa, Chordata, Mammalia, Rodentia, Cricetidae. Gene Ontology annotation, cellular component: nucleus. Gene Ontology annotation, molecular function: RNA polymerase II cis-regulatory region sequence-specific DNA binding; DNA-binding transcription activator activity, RNA polymerase II-specific.